Molecule: messenger RNA, 1089 nt
Organism: Epithele typhae
Lineage: Eukaryota; Fungi; Basidiomycota; Agaricomycetes; Polyporales; Epitheliaceae
Exons: 6
Coding region: 1-1089 (362 amino acids)
Source: RefSeq, a predicted model, not a curated record
AUGCUGCCCUCGCUCGUCCUUCCCUCCACGCUCCUUUUCUCUCUCUGGGCCCCCGCUGUCCUCGCCGGGAAUGUCACAUUUGGCGAAGCAUGCGACCCCGCCCACCAGAAGCUCCAGGAGGGCACCUUCCAGUUCCAGACCGACUGCGAUUCCACCACCUUCUGUGCCCGCAACUCGACUUGCGCUCACCGAGGAUGCCGCGUCGACACCUUCCCUUUCGGAUACGAUGCCAAGGCUGUCCUCCCCGAUAAGUGCCCUAGGGGCAUGUUUUGCCCGGAUGAACAGGACAACUGCCAGGGCCUCCUCUCGGUCGGGAGCGCAUGCCAGUUCAACCGUGACGACCAAUGCGACGCCCCACCCAACUUCAAGGAGCUCGCCGACACCACCGGAUUCGGCCUGAACGUGAACGGGUCCGUCUGCCUCAAUAACAUCUGCAUGUGGGCGAACGAGACCGCGGGCAACCCCUGCGUCGUCCAAAACACGGCCUACACUGCCUAUGGACCUGACGGAGAGUUUGUGGACAUUGUCUCGCGCGGGAACUGUAAGGUCGGCCUCUACUGCGAUUCCCAGAAGCUACAAUGCAUCCAGGCGAAGAACAUCGGCGAGACCUGCGACGCGGACAAGGAGUGCUUGACGUACAACUGCCUGGCGAAUGGAACUUGCGGUAGGACGACCGACACGCCAAUCAAGGUCGCCACUUGGGUCUACGUUAUCGCCGCCGUCGCUAUUCUUGGUGGUAUGAUUGGUACUCUUGUCGCCCUCUACUUCGUCCACAGGAAGGAUCGCCAGCAGGAACGUGAGAAGCGUGCCCAAUACUGGCGCGAGCAGAACGCUUUCCGCCAGAAUAUCAUGCAAAUGCAGGAGACUGCUCGUCACUCCCUGAUGAGCUAUACCCCAGGUGGAGGUAGCCCCCGAAGCAGCACGUACCACGGCGUUCAGACGGAGGAUUCGCAAGCCCCGAUGCUCAACGCCCAGCAGGCCAAGUCGAGCGGACUGCGCUACUACGUUUCCGACGAUGCUUCACAAGUCGACGACCGCUCCGAGGAGGACCUGAUGAUGCGCCGACGCCCCGAACAGAACCGUUUCUGA